Dentiscutata erythropus is the source of this 1743-nucleotide messenger RNA. Lineage: Eukaryota; Fungi; Glomeromycota; Glomeromycetes; Diversisporales; Gigasporaceae. The record is from the annotation of a GenBank genome assembly.
AUGCCUCAACGUCAGCCUGAUCCUAAAGGAAAGAAAACUUUGAGGCUAGAAAAAGCUUUACAGGAGAAAGAGACGGGAAACAAUUUCUUUAAAAAAGGUGACUACAAAAAAGCGAUCGAACACUAUGGGAAGGCUAAUGCUUUGGAUCCCAAAGAAGCGGUUUACGUUAUAAACCGCGCCAUGGCUUACUUAAAGCUUAAAAAAUGGGUUGAGGCCGAAAAGGAUUGUACUAAUGGAUUGCUAUUGCAUCCUGAUAAUACAAAAGCCCUUUGGAGAAGGGGAAUUGCAAGACGAGAAUUGGGAAAAUUACAAGAUGCCAAAAAAGACUUGGAAAAUGCAUUACAGCUAGAACCAAAUGAUAAGGCGAUUAAGGACGAGUAUGUAAAAGUGAUGGAUGCUAUAAAGGCGAAUUCAUCUGAUCAAACGUCCAGCGAAGUUCCAGAUGGUUCAAUUGUGAAUAAUAUACAUAGGAGACGAUUGUCUAUUGAAGAAGUCGAUCUUGAUGAGAAUGAACAUGUUAUUGAAUCAGCGAAAAAGGUGCUUUUUACAGAUGAAAAUAAUGCAUCACAACAAAUCGUAAAUGAAAACGGCAAGAUAAAAGUAAUAAAAAUAAAUACUCCUCGUAAUAUACAUGAUUUUGAACGAGACUGGAAUAGAUAUCAAGAUAAUGAUGAGAAUUUAUAUCAAUUUAUUAAGGCUAUUCCUCCUGCAUCUUAUCCAACUCUUUUAUCUGACUUCUUCGAGCCUGAUUACCUUUCCAAAAUCGUUUUCAUAAUGAAAAAAUACUUUUUACUCUAUGAUUCAUUAAAUGAUAUUUAUAAUAUUUUAUAUUAUUUGAGCCGUGUUGGAAGGUUUAAUCUAGUUCUAAUGCUCUUAGAAAAAGAUGAUAAAAAAGUAUUAGAAGAUUUAUUAUACAUGUUAUUUAAAUCAUUUGAUGAAUCACAAAUUGAUAACAUCGAUAUCAAUCAACAAAAAUUGACAAAAGCAACACGACAAAACGUGAUAGAAUUGGCUAAAACUUAUGUUGAAAAAGCCACCAUACAAAGAAAGAUGGUAAAGGAACAUGCAAUCCCAUAUUCAACUAAUUGCACCAACGGUACAAUAAAGUCAAAAAUGCAAACCAAAUCCAAGGUUCGGUUUGAUUCUAUUAUAGACGCACUUAAAGAUUUUUCUGAAGGUAAAUUUGUACUGGUUGUUGACAACGAAGAUCGUGAAAACGAAGGCGAUUUAAUCAUUGCUGCUGAAAAAGUAACUACAGAAAAAAUGGCAUUCAUGGUUCGGCAUACAAGCGGGUUAAUAUGUGUACCGACUACUCCAGAACGAUUGGAUCAGUUACAACUGCCUUUGAUGGUGCCGAACAAUACCGAAAAAAUGAAAACUGCAUACACGAUAUCGGUGGAUUACAAAUAUAAUACUACGACCGGUAUAUCAGCGCAUGACCGUGCAUUAACAGCACGUUCACUUGCUAAUCCAGCUAUUACUGAUCCAAGUGAUUUUAAUAGGCCUGGUCAUGUGUUUCCAUUAAGAUAUCGCGAAGGUGGAGUUUUGAAAAGAAUUGGCCAUACAGAAGCUUCAAUAGCGGGUUUGCAACCAGUUGGUGUUAUCUGUGAAUUGGUAAGGGACGAUGGGCAAAUGGCGCGUCGCGAUGAUUGUCGCGCAUUUGCAGAUGAGCAUAAUUUAAAGCUCAUUACUAUCGCAGAUCUAGUACAAUAUCGUUUAGAUAAUGGACUUUUUGAUAUUUAG